AAAUAUUUAUGUGCAAGUUUGUAUCUGUUAUCCAUGGCAUGCCUGACAUAAAAAAAUUUUUAUGGUUGGUGAAUUGGAAAAGGUUUCCUCUAGGAAUAUGGUUUGAAAUAUUAUCUUGCCAGAGUGAUAGCAUUGAGUCUCCAGAAUCUUUUAGCUUUGAUGAAAUCAGUUCACCUUUAGAUGUUUCACAGAAAAAUGAGCGAACAAGAAGAAAUAGAUCUAAUUUUUUGGUUUCAAUUCUCCACAGCAACUUCUUGAGCAUGAGUCAACUACUAGUGCCUCACUACCAGAAGGUUGUUUCUUCGGCUUCUGCCUCAUUUGUACCUGUUUUAACUUACGGAGUUCUGACUGGAAAGAGGAUCCCAUCUUCUGUGGGCACCAGCCUCCCUACAACAAUGCCAUGGAUGUUCAUCUCAUCUAAGGAUUAUUGGUGUCUCCGCUGCUAUUCGAUUCUUUCAUGCCGGGCAGACCAUAUAUUUUGUUGAUCUAAUAAUAUACCACUUAACCUACACGAACUCAUUAUUGUUGAUUAUUUAUGAAAUUUGGAAUAUUGUUUCUAACGUGUUUUGUUUCAAUUUUUGAGAGUUCACUCUGGACAUGAGAAUUUGGAUGUUGGUUCUGUAACUGGGCUUAUUAAUCAUAUAUCCUAUAUAUUUUUUUCUCGUGGUGGAAUGGCAGUAUAAUUCUUUAUGACUUUUUCAUUCAAUGUCAAAAUUUUGCUUAUAAAGUUGCACUGUACUAUUGUAGAUGGUAUAUCUAAAAACAGAUUGUGGCUUUUUGUAUUUUGAUGUGUAAUCAUGUUGAGUAGAACUACAACCAGACCAUUCUUGGGAUAAGCCAAACGGAUGAUUUAGCAAUAGCAAGACUAAAAUGUAAGUGGUGCUACAACUUUGUUGAGCUCCUACACUUCCUACUUAUGAAUUGUUUGUUGUUACUAUUCAUUGUUAUAAUUGUUGAUUCCUCUGCCUUCCCGAAACAUUUCUUCAGUUGUGUAGAGUUUAGGUCCGUCAAAGAGAGCCCGCCACAGAGAAGAUGAUAAGUACAGGCAUGAUGAUGGGGAGCUAACAUAACUGACUGAAUACCUAACCUUGAUGGUCCAGAGGGGCGGUUGGCAGCAGCAUCUCCUUUGUCUCUUGCGCAUGCAGACAGACACAACGUAUUUCCAAGGUCACAAAAGGAAAUAGAAACAAACAAAUUUGAUCACGGGGAAGAUUGGACUUUGAGAAGUACUUGUAAGGUUUUCUGCUCUUCAACUCC
This is a messenger RNA of Tripterygium wilfordii, 1257 nucleotides long. RefSeq lists its product as uncharacterized. NCBI's taxonomy places the organism in Eukaryota, Viridiplantae, Streptophyta, Magnoliopsida, Celastrales, Celastraceae. The transcript has 3 exons. The record is from RefSeq and is a predicted model, not a curated record. The coding region runs from base 9 to 485 and encodes 158 amino acids.